This is a messenger RNA of Cucumis melo (muskmelon), 1272 nucleotides long. RefSeq lists its product as uncharacterized. Lineage: Eukaryota; Viridiplantae; Streptophyta; Magnoliopsida; Cucurbitales; Cucurbitaceae. The coding region runs from base 186 to 668 and encodes 160 amino acids. The record is from RefSeq and is a predicted model, not a curated record. Gene Ontology annotation, molecular function: carbon-sulfur lyase activity. The transcript is spliced from 3 exons.
AAUAGAUUAAAAAUGUGGAUAGGUGUAUGCUAACAUAAAUAUUAUUACUAAAUGGAUAUUUGUAAAGCCCUUCAUCGGUCGACGCCGGUCCCCUCAUUCACGGUUGCCAACGCCCAUAGGCCACUGAGGUUGAGGAAAACGAAUAAUCAUUCACUAAAAAGAUUGGAAGGUUUAAUUUCUUCUAAAUGGCGUCUGAGUUGGUUGUACAUAAUGGUGGAUGUCACUGCAAGAAAGUAAGAUGGCGAGUUGAAGCACCUGCCAGUGUUGUUGCUUGGGAUUGCAACUGUUCUAAUUGCUUCAUGAGGGCCAAUACACAUUUUAUUGUACCUUUGGAACGGUUCAAGCUUUUAGGAGAUUCUAGCAACUUUGUUUCUACCUACACGUUUGGUUCUCACACUGCAAAACAUACCUUCUGCAAAAACUGUGGCAUUACCUCAUUUUACCGUCCACGCUCAAAUCCAGAUGGAGUUGCUAUUACUUUCAAAUGUGUUGAUCCUGGAACGUUGACCCAUGUUGAGGUUAGGCAGUUUGAUGGGAGCAACUGGGAGGCCUCUUAUGAUCACACAGGCAUUGCUUCAUUCUCAAAGUUGAACACAAUUUGCAGUUUUUGCCAAAACCAGACCAGGCUCACCCCCAGAAAGAACAUUAGUUUCUUAGAGAUCAACUAAAUGAACCGAUGAAGUCACAUGUCUAUUAAGGGGUGCUGUUUGAUUAAAGGUACCAUCCCCAGUAGUCCAACCAUUGCUUUCGUUCAUCCAUGGGCAAUAGAGAAGUCUGACUCAAAGGACUGUGCCGGGGCCUUUGAUCUUUCUCUUAGAUCUCGUGCACCGCUAAAUGGCUUUCUUCCUCUUGAUCGUAAACAUGGUCGAGCCUAUAUCUAAGUAAGCAUAUUCACACCUUUCUCUAGUAAGAAGGUCAGCUCUAGAACCGGUGGACCAAUCCUAUCUCUCCAGGAAGUCAGCCUGGAACGGAAAAAAUGCAAAUUAUAGACAGAUGAGUAUGAGAUCUUUCAGUUUCAUAAACUAGAAAAGUUUUACCGCUACGUGGGUCGGGUGGAAUAUCUCUCCUCUUAUUCCGAAAUAGGAUCAGUAUUCUCUAUUUGCCUUGAAAACUUGGAUCUCGCCCGAUACUUUUGUCUCUUGUUUGGUAGGAGUUUUCCUCUUUUGUACUUUCAUUUGCCAUCCUCUUGAUAGGCCAUUUAUAGCCUUUGCAUUGUGUCUUGUAACAAUUAUAUUGCUAGGCAAUAAAAUUGUCAAUUGAGGUAUUCUUGUA